Messenger RNA from Talpa occidentalis (Iberian mole), 4900 nucleotides. It is a transcript of the gene VHL, whose product is annotated as von Hippel-Lindau tumor suppressor. The transcript is spliced from 3 exons. Bases 114 to 614 code for a protein of 166 amino acids. The record is from RefSeq and is a predicted model, not a curated record. Lineage: Eukaryota; Metazoa; Chordata; Mammalia; Eulipotyphla; Talpidae.
GCCGGGCGCGCGCCGGGGAGGACGCGCCCGCGGAGGGCGGCCGCGAGGAGCCCGGCCCGGGGGCGUCGGGCCCGGAGGAGCGCGGCCCGGACGCGGCGCGCGCGGGGCCGGCGAUGGCGGCCGGGCGGCCGCGGCCGCUGCUGCGCUCGGUGAACUCGCGCGAGCCGUCCCAGGUCAUCUUCUGCAACCGCAGCCCGCGCGUCGCGCUGCCCGUGUGGCUCAACUUCGACGGCGAGCCGCAGCCCUACCCCACGCUGCCGCCCGGCACCGGCCGCCGCAUGCACAGCUACCGAGGUCACCUCUGGCUCUUCAGAGAUGCUGGGACCUAUGAUGGGCUUCUGGUUAACCAGACUGAGUUAUUUGUACCAUCUCUCAAUGUUGACGGACAGCCUAUUUUUGCCAACAUCACACUGCCAGUGUACACCCUGAAAGAGCGAUGCCUCCAGGUGGUCCGAAGCCUCGUCAGGCCCGAGAAUUACAGGAGGCUGGACAUCGUGCGGUCGCUCUACGAAGACCUGGAAGACCACCCGAACGUGAGGAGAGACCUGGAGCGGCUGACGCAGGAGCACCUUGAAAGCCAGCGCCUGGCCGGGGAGAGUGAGGACGCGCCCUGAGCCCGCCCUCUCCAGCGGGCUUGGGAUGGCGCUGCCCGGCGCGGCGCUGGUCUGGUCGGCAUGGCCCGGCCUCAUCCUCGAAUGACCGCCCAUGACCUCUGCGCUUGCAGGUGUCCAGGGCCAGUACCGCAGAUGGGCUUAAUGCCUGCCCUUUCGGGACGUAUUCACCAAGGGGAAGUCAUGGCGGUUUUGCUUCCUAGUAAGUCAGGAGAGUUUCUGAGGACUUUGUGCAACUCAGAACCGCGGCCUGUGCUAUGCCAGUAGGAAGCAGCAGCAGCUGCCUGCGGUGGCUGGUGACGAGCCGCCUCCCGCUCUGGGGAGAGGAGACGUCAGUGAGGUCGGACAAACCUGUCUCCUCUUUGAGGCCCCAGUGCCUCGCACAUCAUGAGCCUUCGGUCUGUUUGUCGAAUGAACAAACCAGUGGCUACGCUGGUGGAAAGUGUUUGGGGAUGUUGGCUUUUUUUGUUAUGGGGGAGGGGGGCUACCAUAAGCAGAUGUUUUAAAGGGAACCAUUUUUAUAGAAAGCGCCUUUUGUAAUUUUCUAUACUUUGUGUUUCCUCCAUCUGUGCUCGUCACAGUGCUGUCUUAGCUCUGUUUCUCGGCCAGGAGGAGCUUUGUGCAGCCACUGCGAUGAGAGCUGUUUUCUGUGACAUCUGCCCAGAAAACAGGAGAAGGCAGCGUCCUCUUGCUUGCUUCUAGUAGCAAGGAGCCACUACUGUAUUGUAAAUAAGUUUUAUCAAAUGUGAAUGUCUGUCCCUUUUUGCAAAUCUGUGAUGUUUCUGUUUGGUUCAGCAUUUUCAGUAGGCAAGAUGUGGGGACACUUUGCACCUGGCCACAGAAGCGCCCCAUGCCCCCACCUCUGGGAGGCUGCACCCGACACAGCAUCCAGAGAGCACCCUGCAGUGUGUUACACUUUCAUGAAGGGGCAGAUCCUUCCUUGCAGACUGCACUUAAACUCAUGACUCAAAUUCAUACUAGCAGGCUGCUGCUCUUAUUUUUUUGGCAGGGGGCCGGGGGUGGUAAUUGAUAAAUAGUUUAGAAAAAAAAUUCCCCAGUAAAGAAAAUGCUGGAAAACACAGAAAAGUGAAAAAGAAGAAAGAUGGCUAAGGUAGAUUGCUUAAACACUAAACGUUUUGAACUGGCACCCUCAUUUAGGGCACCUUUUGGUUGCUUGAUUUUCACCCAGGUGAAAACACCGUCCAGGUGUAGCUCUGUAUUCUACUUCCUCAUUAAACUUUAGAGCUGAAAUAUUUUCCCCUGAUGUUACGAGCUUUUCCCAGGCACACGCACAGCCUUCCUUUCAGAAGUAGCGUGGGGCUGUGGGCCUCCUGGGUUGCUUCUGCUAACCACGGGCUUAGCUCCUGUGCUCUGAGUCCUGGGAACUGAAGGAAGCCGAGGCCUCCCGGCUCUCCCCGUCUACUUGAAAUUUCGCCGCGUCCUGUCCCCUCUUUCGACAUUCCACCAAGAAGUUGGCCUUUUCUUUGAAGUAUGUUGUAGUACUCGUUCUGUGACACGCCUGUCAGUAGUUAUUUUUGGUUGUUGAAGUGUUGGGUAGGGAAGCAAGGCUGGCAUCGGAACACCGCUGUCGGAGGCCGGGGUGAGAGACGCGGGGGUUAAGGAAUCCGCGGGUGCUGGACUGGCUCGGUAUCGUUUUAUUGUUUAAUCCCGUCUUCAUGUCCAAAUGAGUUUGCGUGUCCCUCUUGUUAGAACAUGCAGCGUGAAGACUGUGUUUUUGUGUUGUCCAAGGAAGACGGGAAACCUGUGGCAUGAGUGAUACCUUUCCUUCCUUGAAAUCUUAUGAAUGUGUUUCUACAUUCCUAGGAGAAAUAAAUGUAUUUCUCUUAAGAGAUGGAUGUUUUCUGUUUUGAGUUACAAAGGAAGCUGUUCUUUAAUAUAUUAAAUGGUGCCCAGUGAAGGAAGUGGGUGGGUGUGUCGUGGUGUUAUUUUAACCGACCUCUUCUUGAGAGUUGUGAAAGCUGUGUUAGUUUAAGGCUUAGGCUGGGGGCGGGGAGGCGAGCAGACGCAAACAGCCACCUUCACUCUCAGCCCCUCCUCCUUCCAACAUGUGAUUUUUUUUUUUAAAUAUCAUUUCUUUUAAUUUUAUUUUUCUCCUGAAAUUCCUUGUAAAAAACUUAAACAUUUCAGAAAAGUAUUCACAUCAGCAACAACGUUUUUUUUCAAAAAAGGAUUUAUUUAUACAAGAACUGGGGUACAGGCCAGAUGUGCGGGAGGGUGAGUGGACUCACCAGAGACAGAGCAGGGAACAGAACAGGCAGACUAAAGAAAUACACUGCUGAGGGGACCAGCAGGCGAGACAGGAGAGGUCUGCCGCACCAUGUGGGUAUCUCCAUGGCUGGCCAGGAUGGAACCCUCAUUGCAGGGACAGCUUCACAGUGCUGCGCUCAACCGCCUGCACCACCAGGGAGGCCCAACAAAGUUGUUUGGUUUUUUUAAAAGGUUUAUUUAUUUAUACAAGAACCGGGGUACAGGCCAGAUCCACAGGAGGGUGAGAGGAUUCACCAGAGACAGAGUGGGGAGCAGAACAGGCAAACUGACAAAAUACACUGCUGAGGGGAGCAGCGGGCGAGACAGGAGAGGUCUGCUUCGCCAUGUGGGACCCUUGCCAGCCGCGUGGGAUUGCACCAGUGCUGCAGAGGCUGCAGAUAGCUUCAUAGCGCUGCGCUCAAAGGCCUGUGCCACCAGGGAAGGCUGAAAGUUUUUUUGUUAACCCAUAAAAACAGAAGCAACCUUGGGCCUCCCGGGUGGUGCAGAGGGUUAAGCGCAACGUUGUAAAGCUGUCCACAGCCACUGCACUGCACUCCUGGGCUGGCCAGGGAGAUACCCACAUGGCGCAGCAGACCUCUGCUGGCUCUCCCGCUGCUCCCGUCAGCAGUGUGCUUCAGUCUGUCUACCUGUUCUGUUCCCUGCUUUGUCUCUGGUGAAUCCUCUCACCUCCCAAACCUCUGGCCUGUGCCCCAGUUCUUAUAUGCAUAAAUAAAUAAAUCUUUUAAAAAAAAAACAAAACAGAAACAACCUUAACAGACACCUAAGAAGAAGUACAGAUGGCACCAAAGCAUCAGAAAAGAUGCUCCAGGUCAUCUGCCAUCAGGGAAAGACAAAACAACGAGGCAUCUGUCCACACCUUUUAGAAUGGCCAAAAUCUGGGCCUCCCUGGUGGCGCAAGGGAUUAAGUCUCAGCACUAAGAAGCUACCUGCAGCCAUUGCAGCGUGGGUUCAAUCCCCGGCCAGGGAGCUGAACCACAUGGCACAGCAGACCUCUCCUGUCUCCCCGCUGCUCCCCUCAGCAGUGUAUUUUAGGAGAUUCGCUUGUUCUGCUCCCCACUCUGGCUCUGGUGAAUCCUCUCACCCCCACACCUCUGGCCUGUACCCCAGUUCUUGUAUGCAUAAAAUAAAUCUUUAAAAAAAAAAAAUAGAAUGGCCAAAAUCCAGGAUACCAAUAGCAGGAUUCAGAAUGGCAAGAAACUCAGGUGGGAAAGUGCAACACAGAACAACCACGUGGGAAGACAGUUUAAUCCAAAACUAAACCUCCUCUGACCACAUGAUCAGCAAUGCUCACUCCCAGGAUUGCCGAACGCCAUUCCGAGUCACUGGGGGACAGGCCAGAUGUGCGGGAGGGUGAGAGGAUUCACCAGAGACAAAGCGGGAAACAGAAGAGGCAGACUGAUGAAAUGCACUGCUGAGGAGAGCAGCAGGCAAGUCAGGAGAGGUCUGCUGCGCCAUGUGGGUCACCUCCCUGCCCGGGGAUCAAAGUCGUGCUUGCAGUGGCUGCGGACAGCUUCAUGGGUUGCAUCUUAACCCCUUGCGCCAUCAGGGAGGCCUUAACUGUGGUUUUAACAGGACUCAACUUUGUGUUCUCUGCCCGAAGGGUGGGACAGCACACGUUACUUGAGUAGUUGUGCUCCUUGACAUUUAUUCAAAGGAGUCGAAAACUUGUUUCCACACAAAACCCUGCAGGUGGAUAUUCCGAGCGGCUUUAUUCAUCAUUGCCAAGGUUUGGAAGCAGCCAAGCAGGUGAAGGGAUAAGCUGGGGUUUCUCCAGACCGUGCGUUUUGUUAUUUAGUGCUAAACAGAAGUGCACUCUCAACCGUGCAAAGACACAGAAGCUGAGGUGCGGAUAACCAUAACUAAGUGAAAGAAGCCGAUCUGAAAAGGUUACUUAGCAUUUGAUCUCAACUACGUGACAUUUUGGAAAAGGCCACACUGAGGAGUAAAAUAAGAUCAGUGGGUGCCGGUGUUGAGUGGGGGAGGGGAGGGCGACUGGGCAG